Amoebophrya sp. A120 is the source of this 1225-nucleotide messenger RNA. Lineage: Eukaryota; Dinophyceae; Syndiniales; Amoebophryaceae. The record is from the annotation of a GenBank genome assembly.
UGUUCCCCUUGUCGCUUUCACCGAGGUCGAGAUCACCCAAAAAAUUGCGAAAGCUUACCCGGGUGCAUAGGCCAAAUCAAAUAUUACCCCUCCUACUAUCUUCAGCCACUAGAUGGUGACACCAAGGACGUAACAAGAACAACCGCCAAUUGUGAUAUUAUAGAAAAAGACUUCUGGUCUUGUUGGUUAGUGGCUUCGGUUGAUUUGUUUCUUGGAAGUCGUUUCACAAAGAGGUUCAGCACCUGGAAGUCCAUGUACUUACAGAUCCUAAGUCUGAAAUCAGUUUCGCGUUCAUUUUGCACUAGUGCAAAGGAUGGCAGCUGUGGCUGAAGCGGCACCCUCACCCGCACCGGACAAGCGCUUCGAGGUGAAGUCAUGGAAUGCUGUGGCUUUGUGGGCGUGGGACAUUCUGGUCGACAACUGUGCAAUUUGCCGAAAUAACCUGAUGGAGCCCUCGAUUGAGUACCAGGCGAAUCCAGCGCUAGCCGGGCCGGACCAUGCUGGUCUGCAGAUCGCGUUCGGGUGCUGCGGGCACGUUUUUCAUUUGGAUUGCAUUCAGCGAUGGCUCAAGACGCGAAAUGUCUAUCACAUGGGAGAUCAUCGUGGGCGAAAUCAAAAUUUUCAUGAAAUGAACUAGUUCGCACCAGGUCAUGACGUUUUUGCAAAAUGAAGAGAGAUCGAAGGAUCUUUCUUGUUUCUAUGCAUUAUUCAGCACACUGCACCCUCCAACUCUGAUUUGGCUCACGAUUUUCUUCCGAUAGUGCCUGUCCGUUGUGCAACCGAGACUGGGAGUUUUCCAAGAUAGAGUCGAUCGGUCGGGGCAACUUCGACCGCCUGGGUUUCCACGCGCAGUCAUAAGCGUUUCAUCUCGCGCCCCUUUGCUGCAGAAGUUGAAGAAGAACCUUGUCACCGGCUAUUUUUUUUAGCAAGCGGUCCCAUUUUUUUGUUGUAAAAACACUACACACGCCUUCAAUUGAGCUGGUUGCGAAGGUGAACUAAUUUUACUGGUCUUGUAUCAGAGUGGUUGGCGUUUCUCUUUCCUCGUAGACAAGAAAUUGAAUUCAUUUGAGUGGCGUCCUGUUUCGACGAUACGCAAGAACGACAGCUGUGGUACUAAAUGAUGACGAAAUGUAUGAAAAACAAGUUUGUUUUGAUUGGACUGGCACUAGUGGUUGUAUACAACCCGUGCAUACCGCAACGCAUGCUCAUAGGUGGGAGUCAGUUG